ACGUCGUUGUGAUGAUGUCACGGGGGGGCGGAGCCGAGCGAGAUCUGCUGCAUCUGGUACACUUACGUGAUCGCGCGGUUCCCGGGGAUGCAACCACAAAUUUAACAUCGUUUCUUUAACGCACUGAAAUUAAAUCACGACGCCGGGGCCGACGAAGCGAUUGUUGAGGACCUGAUUUGCCAUGGCUGAGCAGCAGAGGCAGCGCACUCUCUCCACCUCUGGAGAAUCACUCUAUCAUGUUCUGGGUGUCGACAAAGUGGCCACUGUUGAUGACAUCAAGAAGUCAUACAGGAAACUGGCAUUGAAAUAUCAUCCUGACAAGAAUCCUGACAAUCCUGAGGCAGCUGAUAAGUUUAAAGAGAUAAACAAUGCCCAUGCCAUUCUUAACGACCCAACAAAGAGAAACAUCUACGACAAGUAUGGCUCUCUGGGACUUUAUGUGGCUGAACAGUUUGGAGAAGAGAAUGUCAACACUUACUUUGUUCUGUCCAGCUGGUGGGCCAAGGCUCUGUUUAUUUUCUGCGGCCUGGCUACAGGCUGCUACUUCUGCUGUUGCCUGUGCUGCUGUUGUAACUGCUGCUGUGGGAAGUGUAAACCACGGCCACCUGAAGGACAGGAACAGGAAUUCUAUGUCUCCCCUGAGGACUUAGAGGCCCAACUGCAGUCCGAUGAGAGAGAGGCAGGUGGAGGUGAGCCUAUUGUGAUGCAGCCCUCGUCUGCUACAGAAACCACCCAGCUAACAUCCGACGGUUACCAUACUACUUACCACACUGACACCGGCUUCAACUAAAAGCCUCACCCUCUUCACCUCCACCCCGUGGCUUGUCUCUCGCCACUCUGUGCCAUUUAGCUGAGGGAAAAAAUAUAUGAAUGGAAAGAAUCCUUCAACUACAACUAAAAAAGCCUGUUUUUGAGAUGGAGGAAAGCCAGCGAUGGAGCUGAAUUCUUUAGCGUAUCCUGUCCCUUAUUCAAACACCGCUUCCAUCACCCACACAAGAGUGGCACACAUCCGCCUCACCGUACCGUAACUUAAAAAACGAGCUUAAGAAAAAAGAUAAAAAUGAUCCUGUCGUUUACCCUGAUCUCUUUGUUGCCUUUGACCUCCGAUCUUGCCUUCCACUCGUUCCCUCGCUCCUCCAGCCAGAUUUGCUCGUCGUCCUGUGGCAUGCACUGUUCCUUGACUUUGUUUAAUGAAUUUUUCGCAGUUUUUGGUAUAUUUAUUGACAUGAAAUGUUUGUUCCCAUUUAUACGUACUUGAGUGUGGUUUAAAGUUGACUCCGUGAACGUGCCAUAGGUGGCUGCACUGCGAAACAGCAGGAAUAUAUUUCCCUCUUAAAAUCUCAAAUAUUCUCUUCGCAUACCUCUCCAAUCCUCCAGAGUUUGAAUCUUUCGUGUUCCUAUAGGCCAUUUUAUCUGCUUUGUGUCAUUAAAUUUAAGUUUAAUUUUGAAAUUAACAACAUUUUACGUUAAUUGGGUUCUAUGGAUUGCUUCACUUUGUUUUUUUCAUUUCAUAAUAGCUUCACUUUUUUGAGAGAAAGAGAGAGAUACAAAUGAUGCAAUUGAUAACAUGCCAUUCCUUCUUAGUAUUUUGCUCAUUUACAUCUGGGUGUUUGUGUUCCUGUGUUGUUUUGAGGACUAUUUGCAACAAGCUGAGCAAAAAUUAGGACUCUUCUCUAUAUAUGGAAUGGAUUUAGCUGUCAUCUCUUUGUAGUUUGUAGGUUGUUCAUUGAUGUGGGCACUCAGCUUUGGUCUUAGUGUUAAGCUCAGUUUGGCCCAGUUGUGUCUCUUUUCUCUUGUUAAAAGAGAAUCGCGAAUGCAAACUGACAUAAACUCCCAUAGUGUCAUAUCUUGAGUGUGUACGUAAGGUGGAAACUAAAACAGAUGACAUUUUUAUAUAGAUAUACAAUCUACACACAUCACAUGUAUGUACAAUAUAUGUAUAUUUUGAGCAUUUUUAUAUUUUAGUUAAGAUAACUAUUCUUUGUGUCUGUGGUACUGGCCUCUUGUGGUCACUUGAGACUCCCUAUGCCAAGAUAUACUGUAUAUUGUGAGAGAAAUGCUUGUUUUUUUGCAGUCAUUAAUUACUGGGUGGUAGCCAUUUAAGUUGUUUGUUUAUCAGAUUAUUUAUUGAAGUGGCAAAGCUCUUUUUAACACUACUAGCAUCUGAAUACAGGUUCAAAGUUCAAUCUCAAGGCCUGAAAUGACUAUAUAUAUAUAUAUAUAUAUAUAUAUAUAUAUAUAUAUAGUCAUAUAUAACCUGACUUAAUUGUCACAAAAAUAAUACAUACACUUUUAAUUGUCUUAAAAACAGGCUUUUUUUUCUUUGUGCAAAAUAUACUGUUUUUUUUGUCCUGGCAAAUCCUUCCUCUUUCUGAGGGCAGAGUUCACAAUGAAGCAAACGCAAGACUGUGUGAGAAUAUUAUUAUUAUUUUGGCAGUUACCUUUUCCUUCAUUUCGUGAAGUUGGAUAGAUAACAUUUUUUUGAUAGAUUCCCCUCUGAGCAGUCUCAGAGAUGUGGCAUUAUCCCUCAAAAGAUUAAACUAAUAAAUUAAACCAUUAAACUAUUUUUGUGUCAUAUAGCCUAAUUAUGUGAUAGGAUCCUGAACCUUCAUUGUGUUGCUCUUGGUUACAUUUACGCUUUGUAUUUUCAGUGAAAUUGUGAAUUAGAUGGUGUGUGGUGAUGUCACCAACAGCUGAAAGGGUUUGAGACAGUAUAUCUGAAAGUGCUUUAAUAACCUCCUUAUACCAAACCUGAUUUUCUGAAUUUGCAGUUACAAACACUGAGAUGAUCAUCGAUGCCAUAUUGACUCAUGCUUUUAACUCAAACAUCCCUCACUGCCUGCUUAGAUGGGCAGGUCUGUAUUGUUUUUGUCAUUUGUCUGUUCUUAUUUUUCAUUCUCAGCUCUAACUGGAGCUUAAUACAAAUGUCACCAGCCAUGUUUAUUCACACUUUCUAGUUACUCUUCAAAGGCCAAUGAUUUUUCAUUGAAUUGUUUACAUUUCGUUAUUGAGUACAAUGGUAUCUUCAAUCACUAUCUGCUCUCUUUCUCCUCUCUCUCUCUCUCUCUCUCUCUCUUAUUCUGUUUCUCAUUCCCUCGGUCCAAUGCUCUAGAUGGUUUUUAAUGGAUGUUAGCCUCUGUGGUCUUUUUCCUGUGCAUUUAUCUGUAUCAGAACUACACUUGUAUAAACAGUAUGGCUUAUUCAUUAAAAUGUUGAAUUUUAAGUUGAAUGAACCUUGCUGAAAAAAUAAAACAUACUGGAGUAAAAUUGUCAAGAAAUUGUUGCAUAUUAUGUCUUCAGAAAGAAGAGAAAAUGUUUAGUGUAAUUAUAGUGAAAUGGUAAUUUUAUGCAUUUUUUAAUUUUAUUUAUGAUCUUAUUUUGUCAUGUUUAUAAUGAAUUGUCCUUGUUUCAAAUGGUAUGUUAAAUGAAUCUGAAUCUAAAACUAUGCUACUCAUAGUUCUAUAGUGAAGGUCUCUUGUACAUACACUGAAUUAUUAAAAAUAAUAAUACUAGACCUUUAUGUUGUAGCAUGGUUAUUGUAUGACUAAAAGAUAAAAAACAUUUAUUUGCUGGUGUAAAAUAAAUGUUUAUGAACAUUU
This is a messenger RNA of Ctenopharyngodon idella (grass carp), 3599 nucleotides long. RefSeq names its product DnaJ (Hsp40) homolog, subfamily C, member 5aa (gene dnajc5aa). The coding region runs from base 182 to 790 and encodes 202 amino acids. Gene Ontology annotation, cellular component: presynapse; membrane; intracellular membrane-bounded organelle. NCBI's taxonomy places the organism in Eukaryota, Metazoa, Chordata, Actinopteri, Cypriniformes, Xenocyprididae. The record is from RefSeq and is a predicted model, not a curated record. The transcript has 5 exons. Gene Ontology annotation, biological process: regulation of synaptic vesicle cycle.